Astyanax mexicanus (Mexican tetra) is the source of this 2724-nucleotide messenger RNA. RefSeq names its product farnesyl-diphosphate farnesyltransferase 1 (gene fdft1). The record is from RefSeq and is a predicted model, not a curated record. Gene Ontology annotation, cellular component: endoplasmic reticulum membrane. Gene Ontology annotation, molecular function: squalene synthase [NAD(P)H] activity. The coding region runs from base 675 to 2033 and encodes 452 amino acids. Lineage: Eukaryota; Metazoa; Chordata; Actinopteri; Characiformes; Acestrorhamphidae. The transcript has 7 exons. Gene Ontology annotation, biological process: farnesyl diphosphate metabolic process; cholesterol biosynthetic process.
AUAUUUAAAGUUAUUUUAUUUUGCAUUACUUUGUCUUGUGCAGUUAUGUUUGAUACAAACAAGUUGCAGUCUUGCAAAUACUGAUCCCCAGUCUUUGUAUAAUCUUAGCCUGUAAAGUAAAAAGAUGUAAUGAGGGUGUCAGACUUCAGUCUAUUAAAAGUCUUUCCAGAGUCUUUAAGAAGUCGUGUAUUGUAUGGACAGCAAUAUUACGUUUGCUGGAGGAAGAGCAAGGCCAGAGGUCCACAGUGCGGCUCACAUCAAACUACUGAGAAAACUCCUGUAAAAAUGUUGCCCAUGUCAUUUCCUCCUCUUGUCUUUUGAGAGAACCCCCUCCAAAAUCUCGUACAAUCUCGUGUUACAAGCCUGCACACUUUAAAUAAGUAUUAGUGUAAAUAAGAGUGAGCGGGGUCUGUUUACAUCUCCUUCUGCUCUUCUGAGUGCAUUUGCAAUUGUUUUUGAAGUUGAGGGCGGAGCUGUGGGACUAGUUCACUGUGUCGCAGCAGCAGGUCCGUGUGGAGCAGACCUUCACUCUGUGGUUCCUCUCAAGUUACAAAUGUUUACAUAUCAGCGCUGAGCCGAGCUGUCUGACUUCACCCCGUUAGCACCCCUUUCCCGUCUGCCUCCCCCAGUCCGCGAUGUCUCCGUAGGGUGGAAGGCUGGGGCGGAUUUUGCUGAUGGCAGGAGUUUGCUGUAAGAGCUCGGCGCCGUUCUCCGUCUUCAAGCGCACUCUCUCGGUGCGGAGCUCCACCUCCACCCCGCGGCCGCUGUGUCUAACCGUGGGUCGGAGAGGAGCUCAGGAGGGCUGCCUGACCGCCCGACCCCCCCACCUGAAGACCGCCAGCCCUCAUCGACACACUGCCUGUCUCUUCUUCUCUUGUCAGGAAUCCAUGAGCGAGACUCUGAGGACCUGCUACGUUUAUCUGAACCAGACCAGCAGGAGCUUCGCCGCUGUGAUUCAGGCCCUGGACGGAGAGCUGCGCCAUGCAGUUUGUAUAUUCUACCUAGUCCUUCGGGCACUGGACACAGUUGAGGAUGACAUGACGAUUCCUUUGGAGAAGAAGGUUCCACUGCUGCACGAGUUCCACACUUUCCUCUACCAGCCAGAAUGGUGCUUCACAGAAAGUAAAGAGAAAGACCGUCAAGUCCUAGAGGACUUUCCCUCGAUUUCAGUGGAGUUUAGGAACCUCGGCCAGGAGUAUCGCGAAGUGAUUUCUGACAUUUGCCACAGGAUGGGGUUUGGCAUGGCAGAAUUUCUUGAGAAGAAAGUCAGCUCAAUGAAAGAGUGGGAUAAGUACUGUCACUACGUGGCUGGUCUGGUGGGUGUGGGUCUAUCUCGGCUUUUCUCUGCAUCUCAACUGGAGGAUCCUGAAGUAGGACGAGACACUGAAUUGGCCAACUCCAUGGGCUUGUUCUUACAAAAGACAAAUAUUAUCAGGGACUACCUGGAAGACCAGCAGGAAGGCCGAGCUUUUUGGCCAGAAGAGGCAUGGAGUCAGUUCGCUUCUCGAUUGGAGGACUUUGCACAACCGCAAAACUUGACUUCAGCCCUGGCCUGCCUCAACCUGCUAGUAACUGAUGCUUUGCGACAUGUCCCCGAUGUAAUCUCCUACCUGUCCCGUCUCCGCAAUCAGAGCGUCUUCAACUUUUGUGCGAUCCCACAGGUGAUGGCGAUAGCGACUCUCUCUGCAUGUUACAACAACCCACAGGUGUUCCAGGGCAUUGUGAAAAUCAGGAAGGGGCAGGCGGUCACUUUGAUGAUGGAAGCUACUAACAUGCAAACUGUUCAGAACAUCAUUGCACAGUACACUCAAGAGAUUCUACAGAAAGUCUCUCUGUCUGAUCCGUCGCGGGAUAAGACAUUGUGCAUACUGGGGGUAAUCCAGGAAAAGACACUUGCUAGAACAGCACUGUCCUCCCGAUCUCACCACCUCUCUCCUUUCUACCUUUCUGCUGCCAUGCUCCUCGCUGCUCUCAGCUGGCAGUAUCUCAAUGCCGCACAGUCUACAGGCAGCACGGACAUGCAGGGCAGCUAAAUUUUCCUGGGUUUUUUUUCCAGCUGUCUGGGGAAUUGCUGCUGUUGUUUCACUUUAAUCUCCACAUGCCAUUUAUAUUUUACAGAAAUGUCUGCAGUGCGCCCACUGGAUUUAUUUGGCUUCUGGUUUAGUUUCUGUGAAUUUUUCCCUUUUACUACUUGAUGUUUUGCCUGUUAAUAUGACACAUUAAUAUAAUUUCAGAAAUAAUGUUGCUAUUUGAAAUGUUAAAGCACAGUACUUGUGGGCCUGUUAUAUGAGCAGUGGACAGCAUUCAUAAGAACUUUGUGCAUUCAUUGCUUUUAGCACUUAGGAUGUAUUUUUUGAGUCGCAAGAGACUGCAUGAUGUUUUAUUUAGUUUGUGUUGUUUUCAGUGUAAAUGACAUAGAGAAUACCACACUGGUUUUCAGCAAAAAACAUGUUUGUUUGUUUUUUUUCUUUCUUGUACUAUAUUCUCUGGGACAAGUUGGAUAUGUAUUUACUGGAAGCAAAGCACAUGCACCCAUGUCAGAUACUAUAUGUCUGAGGACAUAUAUAUAUGACAUACUAUAUGUCUCGCUGCUUAGCUUUGUGCUGGAAGUUUGUACACAACCAAAGGUAAAGUGAUAACAUUGCCAUGUAAUGUGGGACUUGUUGCUACAUUGAUUUGUACAUAAUUAAAGGAGAAUAAAAGUCUAAAAUAUAUGAUAAAUAA